Molecule: messenger RNA, 6067 nt
Organism: Fundulus heteroclitus (mummichog)
Lineage: Eukaryota; Metazoa; Chordata; Actinopteri; Cyprinodontiformes; Fundulidae
Gene: rb1cc1
Product: RB1-inducible coiled-coil 1
Biological process (GO): positive regulation of protein phosphorylation; piecemeal microautophagy of the nucleus; autophagy of peroxisome
Cellular component (GO): extrinsic component of membrane; Atg1/ULK1 kinase complex; phagophore assembly site membrane
Molecular function (GO): protein kinase binding; molecular adaptor activity
Source: RefSeq, a predicted model, not a curated record
GUUCGCGGACCGCACAUCAGAUGACAACAACAAAACAAGCCUACUGACAGAGGGUGUUAGCCUUAGUUAGCUACUUGGGGUGGUGGAGUCUCUGUGUUACUUAACCCACCGCGCGUGAAGUUUAAUCACUUAGAAAUUCACAAGAAUAUACGCAACCCGUACCACUAGCUAUGUUUGUUAGUCGGUGCCUCGGUUAGUCAAGCUGACAUUAGCUAAGUGGCUCUCCAGGCUACCUCUAAGUAUGCCCAGCUUAAACGGGUUAGCCAGCUAGCUCUGGCGCUAGCUUGGUUAAGCUAGCCGCCUCGCCUUGGCGAAGACCAAAAAGAGAGAUGCGAGCAAAGUGAGGGGCCGUGGUGUAUGACUAAUGAACGAGAAAGGCAAGGUUGACGAACUCCGGGAGACUCACCAUGAAGCUGUAUGUGUUCCAGGUCAACAAUGGCAGCACACUGACAUUUGACACCGACCUUGCUGUCCAAACCGUACUGGAGCUUAAACAUGCCAUCCAAGCCAAAUAUAAGAUCGCAGUUCAGCAUCAGGUCCUCGUUGUCAACGGAGGGGAAUGUAUGGCUGCAGACAGACGGGUCUGCAGUUACAGUGCUGGCACUGAAACCAACCCCAUAUUCCUGUUCAACAAAGAGAUGAUCUUAUCCGACCGGGAUCCAACCAUCCCAAAAACCACCUUCUCCAUUGAGAGUGAGAUUCAGGUUAAGGUGGAAGAGUCGCUACUGAUGCCAGCUGUUUUUCACACCGUUGCCUCGCGAACACAACUUGCUCUGGAAAUGUUCGAAGUUGCCAAAAAGCUUUGCUCUUUCUGUGAACGUUUGGUCCACGAUGAGCAUCUCCAGCAUCAAGGCUGGGCAGCUAUCAUGGCUAAUCUGGAGGACUGCACCCUGUCUUAUCAGAAGUUACUCGUCAAGUUCAACACUGCGUACGCAAAUUACCAACAGGACUUGGAGGAAAUCAAGAUCAAACUUUCAAAGUUAGGGACUUCGGUUUCCGUGAUGGCCAGGAUCCCUCUGCUGGAGUGUCUGACGAGACACAGUUACAGAGAGAGCGUCGAGAAGUCCAGCUCGACCCCGGAGAAGGAUUCGGAUGAGACGGAGGAAGAAAAAUCCACCGACUCUGUGCUCUGCUCCCAGACGGCCUCCAAAUCGCCGUCGUCUGCUUCGGGGGCGGCCGCCCGUCAGCCUGGGUCAGGCGAGGAGACAGACGAGAUGACCGAGAGCGGCGGCUUGAGAGCUGCGCUUUUAGACGAUGACACUCCAGAACUCGCCUGCCAGUCUUCCUUCAACGUGACACUACUGGACUGGAUCAACGUGCAAGACAGACCUAACGACGUGGAGUCGGUUGUGAGGAAAUGCUUCGACUCCAUCAACAGGCUCGACUCUCGGAUCAUCCAGCCCUUCCUGGCAGAUUGUCGGGACACGAUCGCAAAGUUAGAUAAUCAGAACAUGAAAUCCAUCAAAGGGCUUGAAGACAGGUUGUAUGCUCUAGACCAAAUGAUUGCAAGCUGUAAGAAGUUGGUGAACGAGCAGAAAGAACUCGCUCAGGGUUUUUUGGCCAAUCAGAAGCGAGCUGAAAACCUGAAAGAUACGUCCGUUUUGCCUGACUUGUGUCUGAGUCACACCAACCAGCUGAUGAUUAUGCUGAACAACCACAGGAAGCUGCUAGAAAUUAAGAAGAAGUGCACCACUGCCAAACAGGAGCUAGCAAACAACCUUCAAGUCAGACUCAAAUGGUGCUGCUACGUGAUGCUUCACGCAGAUCAGGAUGGGGAGAAGCUCCAGGCUCUGCUCCGCCUUCUGACGGAGCUGAUAGAGAGGGUGAGGGUGGUGGACGCCCUCAGUACCGUGCCCCAGAUGUACUGCUUGGCGGUUGUGGAAGUUGUCAGGAGGAAAAUGUUUAUGCAACACUACAGAGAGUGGGCCAACGCACUCGUUAAGGACGGGAAACGAAUGUAUGAGGCAGAAAAGUUCAAAAGGGAAUCCUUUGGAAAGCUCUUCAGGAAGUCCUUCCUCCGAAAUCGAUUGUUUAGAGGACUUGAGUCUUGGCCUCCAACUUCAUUUUGUACGCGAAAACCCAGAAGGUUUGAUGAUGAACUUCCCGACAUCUCCGUUGAUGACCUGCAGUACUUGAAAUCCUGUUGUCCUGUUGAGGUGCAGCCUUUCCUAAUGAUUCCCGCCAUGUGUGACUUUGAGCCCUUAAAUCACCACGUAGAAACACUUCAUAAGCUGGUCCAAGCUGCACAGAGUGUGGACGAAAUGUCUCGAACUAUCACUGACCUACUGAGUGAACAAAGGGCAUCCUACAGUCAGAGCUCCCAAAGAUCAACGGCGCAAACUCCGACGUCCGAGAGCAAGCCUGGGAGCGCGACUCCGGCGCCCUCCAAAACGCCCCUCUCUCUUAGCCUUCAGGGACCCGGCUGCCAGCCCCUCCACGUACCCGUCCCGGCUCCUUUAGAGGACCUGUCCCCAGACAGCAUUGAUGCACAGACAUUUGACUUUGAAACCAUAGGCCAUCCCAACAUGGAUCCGGUGCUGCAGCAGGGCUCCCUGGACUUGGAUUCCCUCGCCGAGAGCCCCGAAUCCGACUUCAUGUCCGCCGUCAACGAGUUUGUGAUCGAGGAGAACCUGGCCUCCCCCAAUCCCAUCAGUGACCCCACUAGCCCCGAAAUGAUGGUGGAGUCGCUAUACUCCUCGGUCAUCAACGCCAUCGACAACAAGCGAAUGCAGGACACCACGACGCUGGAGAAGGAGAGCUCGAGGAUCGCUGACCUCAAAGAGGUUCUGGAGAAGUACCGGUGUGCUGCCGAAGAGUCCCACUCCGACCUAAGGAGCGUGAAGGAUGACCUCCAUUACCUGAGAGGUUUAGUCUUAAAAGAACAGCAGGAUUUCGGGCUGGCUCUGCGCGGCAUGAGCACAGAAGUGCGCAGCACCGUCGAAGCGAUCCUCCAGAGCCACAAAGCGGAGUUAAAAGAGCAGCACAAAGGGGAGCUUCUCGGCGUCCGGCAGGAGCUGGAGGAGCAGGUUCAGGCGCUGACCGAAGAAAACCAGGUCAACCGGAACAUCGUGAGAGACGUCCAACGCGCCAUGCUGGAGCUGGAGGGGCUCAUGGAGCGCAAGGAGAAGGAACUCACCCAGCUGGAGAAUGAGAGAGAGCGGUGGGUGGAAAGGGAGAGAAACCUGGCGGAAAAGAUCCAGAACCUCGAGCAGGUCAACUGUGAUCAGACGGAGGAAAUCAAGACGCUCGCGUCCUCAAAGGACUCUUUGACAGAUCAGCUGGAAAACCUGCAUUUCGAGAUCGAACGCAGUCAGCAGAAGAUCCGGCAGGAGCUGGAGGCUGUGUCUCAGGGCCAUCUGAAGGAGCUGGAGGAGAAACUGAAGCAGGAGCACAAAACGGAACUGGAUAGCCUGAAUAAGAGUAACGCGGAGGCGCUGGAGCGUCUGGCUGUCGAAAACGGUACAAAACUAACCGAGGCGGCCGAUCGCUACGCCAGCGCCAUCAGCGAGAAGGACGCUGAAAUGAAAGAAAUGGAGACUCGGCUCACGGAGCUCGCAGAACUGCGUUGUAGGCUGGAGGUAGAGCUGGCCCUCAAGGAGUCGGAGACGGAGGAGGUUAGGGUCUUGUUCGAAGAAGCCAAGACGCAGCAGGCGGAGGCUGUGAAGACCCAGGUGGAGGCGGAGACCGAAGUCCUUAGACAUGAGCUGACGGACCUGAAGAGGCAGCUUCAAGCUAAAAACGAGGAGUACGAGGUGGACCUGGCCGAGCUGAGGACUCUGAUGAGGAUAGAAAAGGACCACUGCAUCUCAGAGCUGGUGGACAGGCACGAGGAGGAGACCAUCAUGUUGCACGGCAAAAUCUCAGCCCUGCAACAGCACUCCCAGGACGUCGAGAGAAACCACGCGGAACAACAGGAGAGGCUUAGGGAGGAGUUGCAUCAGCAGCUCGCCGCUCUGAGGGAAGACAAAGACGAGCAGCUGAGGAGUCUCCAGGAACUGGAGCUGGAGCUGAGGACUGUUAUCAACAACUUGCAGGCAGAAAAUGACCUGCUCUCUAAAAACCUAGAGCGGGAACGACAUGCAGCUCAGGAGCAGGAAGCCUCCAAGGUUGUAGCGCCAGAUGUCUUUAAGGAGCUGGAGAAGCAGAAGGAGGAGAUGGAGAAGAGACUUUUAGAACAAAUCAGGCAACUGGAGAAGGAGCUUCUAAAGAAACAGUCUUCUCAAAGCGGUGGAGGGCUGUCGCCGCCUGCUGAGGGCCGUGCAGAUGCUGCAGCACCUUUGUCCCUGGACUCAGCCUUACAGGAGCGCCUGCAGCAGGAGAGGGCGUCUCUGCAGGCCCAGAUUGAGCUUUUGGAGACGAAGAAAAACGAAGAGAUGCAGAACCUCAAAACAUCACUGAUCGCAGAGCAGCAGACAAACUUCAACACCGUUCUAACAAGAGAAAAGUUGAAGAAGGAGCAGAUUAUCAACGACCUCACAGAGAAGCUACGAGAAGUUACCCAGCAGCAGGAAAAGGACAAAGCCCUGAUAGAGACUCUCUCUGAGGACCGAGCAAGUGUGAUGCAGGAGAAAAAACAAUUGGAGGAAGAGCUGAACCGGCUGCGCAGCUCUGCGCUGGUCUCUUCAGCCUUCUUCCCCUCCAACUCGGCUCAAGAUCUCUCAGAGGCUGGAGCAGCAGCGAGGGCGCUGCCUGUUGCAGGGGCUUGUUCUCCUGAGACCCCGGCUGAAUCCGACCGGCUAGCCUCCGUAGCGGCCUUCAGAGACGACGAACACGUCGAGUCAGCAGUGGAAGCCAGCUUGGUGGCUGCUGAUGACUCGAUGAUGUCGGAAGAGAAACAGCGGAUAAUGUUACUCGAGAGGACUUUGCACAUGAAGGAAGAAGAAAACAAGCGCCUCAGCCAGCGACUGAUGUCUCAAAGCAUGUCCUCUGUGUCAUCGAGGCAUUCAGACAAAAUCGCCAUCAGAGAUUUUCAGGUCGGCGAUUUGGUUCUAAUCAUCCUGGAUGAAAGGCAUGACAACUACGUGCUGUUCACAGUUGGUCCCACCCUCUACUUUCUGCACUCAGAGUCUCUCGCUGCACUGGACCUUAAACCAGCCUCAGGGACCUCAAGACGGCCAUGGGUGCUUGGAAAAGUGAUGGAGAAGGAAUAUUGCCAGGCAAAGAAGGCCCAGAACAGGUUCAAGGUUCCUUUAGGAACCAAGUUCUACCGAGUGAAAGCUGUUCCAUGGAACAGAAAAGUCUAAUAGCCAAGUAAUGAGCUAAAAUGUAUAUUUAUUUUAAGUUUUGAACAGAAACAUCUUAAUUGAUAACUUUAACAUCAGAAGACGAAUUGAGGAUCGCCUUGCAACAUACAUUUCUCUGUGUGUUUCAGUUCAGAAUCCUGUAUGUUAUCAUAUUUUCCUUAUUUUAAAUCCAGAUUUUUAUUUUAUUGUGGACCAAAUGCUAUUAACCUAAUUAGGGCGCUGCCCUAAACACUGUGGCAUUAUGCCCUCUGACUUGUGUGUGAAAAAUGAACAAAAUUUGGAUGUUAAAUAUUAGUUCUCAUUGUCAGCAUUUGUCCUCUUGUGGAAAAUACUGUCAUUAUCAACACAAUUAAAUAAAAGAUAUACAUUUAUAAUUAAUGUUAAUGGAGGAAUGUUCAUGGCAUGCAUAUUGAAAUAUUUUUCUUUGAUUUACCUAACAGAUAAAUGUUGUAGUUGGAAAUGUAGUUAAUGCUGUAUGUUACUCACAGUCAGUAUGGCUCUCUGUCAGCACUGACAUGUACAUUAUGACUGCGCGACUGACUGAAGGAAGCAGUCCUCUUUGCAAUCCUCGAAAAUGCACUUUGAAAAACAAUGCUUUUGUUAAUUUGAAAAGGGAAGUUAAUUGAGCUGUCAGAACUAAGUAAAUAUAUCAGCACAAACUUCUCAUUAUCAUAGAAUAUGAAUAUGUAGAAAGGAAAACAUUGUGACCAUGUUUCAUUAUCGGGAGACAUUGUAUAUGACCCAUAAAAAUCACAUGUAACAAUAACUGACUGUAUUGUAAAGGAUAGAGUUUUGAAACAAUAAAGGAUUGAUCCCCAAUUAAA